UCGGCCGGGCCGUGGAAGGUGUCGUCGCGCGCCCGUGGCUCCUGAGGCGACUGGGCCCCGGCUGCUAGACCGGCUUCCUUGAGCCUCAUGGAGCCCGAUCCCGAUCCCGGGCCCGAGGACGGGGCGGCCUCCCCGGAGUCCCUGCACUUCCAUGGCGACGAGGAGAUCAUCGAGGUGGUGGAGCUGGGUUCCGGCCCUCCCGACCCGGAUGACCUAGCCCAGGAGAUGGACGAGGUGGACUUCGAGGAAGAUGAGGAGCAAGAAGGGGAGGGGGCCGACGAGGCUUGGGGGGACGAGGUGGACGAGGGUGUGGUCGGCGGCAUGGAGAGCCCUGAUGACAGCGAGGUCACUUUUGCCCAUCACUCAGCCUCUGUGUUUUGUGUGAGCCUGGACCCCAAGACUAACACGCUGGCGGUGACGGGGGGCGAGGACGACAAGGCCUUUGUGUGGCGGCUCAGCGACGGGGAGCUGCUCCUGGAGUGUCCCGGCCACAAGGACUCGGUGACCUGCGCGGGCUUCAGCCACGACUCUGCCCUGGUGGCCACCGGGGACAUGAGCGGCCUCCUCAAAGUGUGGCAGGUGGACACCAAGGAGGAGGUUUGGUCCUUUGAAGUGGGGGACCUGGAGUGGAUGGAAUGGCACCCUCGGGCGCCCGUGCUCCUGGCGGGCACAGCCGACGGGAACACCUGGAUGUGGAAGGUCCCCAGCGGUGACUGCAAGACCUUCCAGGGCCCCAACUGCCCCGCCACCUGCGGCCGCGUCCUCCCUGAUGGGAGGAAGGCCGUGGUCGGUUACGAGGAUGGCACUGUCCGCGUCUGGGACCUGAAGCAGGGCAGCCCCGUCCACGUGCUCAAAGGAGCUGAAGGUCACCAGGGCCCCCUGACGUGUGUGGCCACCAACCUGGACGGGAGCCUGAUCCUCACCGGCUCUGUGGACUGCCAGGCCAAGCUGGUCAAUGCGGCCACCGGCAAGGUGGUGGGCGUCUUCAGACCGGACGCUGUGGGCCCGCAGCCCAACCCCGGGGAGGACGAAGAAAGCGAAUCCAACUCGGUGGAAUCCCUGGGCUUUUGCAAUGUGAUGCCGCUGGCCGCCGUUGGCUACUUGGAUGGGACCUUGGCCAUCUAUGACCUGUCGACGCAGAGCCUGAGACACCGGUGCCAGCACCAGUCGGGCAUCGUGCAGCUGCUCUGGGAGGAGGGGGCGGCCGUGGUGUACACCUGCAGCCUCGACGGAGCCGUCCGGCUCUGGGACGCGCGCACGGGCCGCCUGCUCAGCGACUACCGGGGCCACACGGCUGAGAUCCUUGACUUUGCCCUCAGCAAAGACGCCUCCCUGGUGGUGACCACGUCUGGAGACCACAAAGCCAAAGUGUUCUGCGUCCAGAGACCCGACCGUUAGUGCUCCUGCCGUCCCUGCUCUGGGCUCUCGUUUUAUAGGGAGAAGGGAGAUGGCGGGGGGCUGGCCCCCCCCACCCAGGGGCUGCCAGGGAGGCUGCC
This is a messenger RNA of Antechinus flavipes (yellow-footed antechinus), 1496 nucleotides long. RefSeq names its product angio associated migratory cell protein (gene AAMP). Gene Ontology annotation, cellular component: cytosol. The coding region runs from base 88 to 1398 and encodes 436 amino acids. Lineage: Eukaryota; Metazoa; Chordata; Mammalia; Dasyuromorphia; Dasyuridae. Gene Ontology annotation, molecular function: protein binding. The transcript is spliced from 11 exons. The record is from RefSeq and is a predicted model, not a curated record.